AUGGCCCGGUUCGGAGACGUCGAAGCUGCACUGAGGCUUCUUGACGAGGUGAUUUCCUCUGACCCGAAAUUUUCGGAUGCGAUAGAAGCGCGAGCUGAAUUGCUCGAUAUUCACGGUGACAGAGAACAGGCAGACGCAGGAUACGCGGAAUCUCGGCGUCUUAAAUCCGCUGUGCGUAGGGGGGCGCCUGACCGUCCCUUCGCGUUGAGGCAGCGUGGCGAUUUUAUGGUCGAGGUUCUUUCCUACGACAUUGUGCUGCGGUCCAUGACGAAGAACGCUCUUCCUUAUUUGACCCGCGGCAAUGCCUACCUGGCUAGUGGAUAUCCGGCAAAAGCGCUCGCUGACUACGACAGUGCUCUCAGCGUUAAGCCUGGCCUUUUGGAUGCUACGUUGCUUAGGGCAGAGGCUCUUCUGCAAUUAGGGCGCGUUGACGAUGCGCUUGCUGCUGUUGAAGUCGUCGUAGCGGCCCGCCCAUCUAGCCCCGAAGCCUUUAGUACCCGUGCGCUCAUUGAGCUAACUCGAGGCCAGCUUGAAAAAGCAAACGCCGAUUGGCAAAGGCAACUCAAGAUUCUCAAUGGUAGGCCUGCGCCUAGUGGUUAUGUAGCGCUUCGUCUCGCCGACUAUGAGGCCGCGAUUCCGCACCUGGAGGCUGCGAGCCAGGCCGAUCCUCGUGACCCGUACUGGAAGCUGUAUCUGAACACGGCGAGGAUCAGAACCGGCCGACCCGCUGUGACUACCGCCGUUACACAGGAAGGAUGGCCCGAGACGCUGCUGGCCCUGCAGGCCGGCACUCUCUCGGAAGAUGCCGCACUGGCCAAGGCCGAUACGACCGCGCGCCGCGCGGAGGCCCUGUUCCAGAUAGCCGUCCUCAAGUUAUCAGUCGGCUUUUCCGGCAGGCAGCUUCACUUGAGUCCGAAACACGGCCGCCAGACCGUCGGACGCCGCGUCGCUUCGUUGGCGUGA
This is a messenger RNA of Ostertagia ostertagi, 963 nucleotides long. The record is from the annotation of a GenBank genome assembly. NCBI's taxonomy places the organism in Eukaryota, Metazoa, Nematoda, Chromadorea, Rhabditida, Trichostrongylidae.